ACAGAUACAUGCCAUAUUAUUUAAAUAAUUGGUAGCAAACAAAGUAAUUUUAAACUAUUAGCUUAAAUAGUUUACCAUUUGUACACAAAUCGUGAUAAUAUUUUUUUUCGAAAAGCCACCUAUCAAAGUUUCAUCCCUACGAUAAUGUGGUAUCAUCAACAAGUGACCUUCCAAGAGAUCAGAAGUUAUGGCGUCUGCUCUGUGUUUACGGUUGUCAUCUACGUUUGCAGGUGGUUUAUCGGCCAGGUGCUUGCUGAAUUCGAGAGUCCAAAGGACACAGUUCUUACACAUGGGGCGGACAGCCUUUGGAGCUCACGAUGCUGCGUUUGAGGCAGCCAAGGAGAGGCUAAACACACUCAAGGAAGAACCAGACAAUAAUGUCAAGCUGCAGAUCUAUGCUCUGUUCAAACAGGCUACCAAAGGACCGUGUAACACCCCCAAACCUGGAGCUUUUGACUUUGUGGGACGUGCCAAGUGGCAGGCGUGGAGCGGCCUGGGAGACAUUAGUCAGGAUGAAGCACAGAAGCAGUAUAUAGACAUUAUCAAUGGUCUUGCAGGAGAAGAAUCACCUGCAGAGACAGAACAAGCAGGUGAAGAAGCCAGUAGCUACAAAGAGAUAAAAGUAACCAAGGAGAACAAAGUCUGCUCCAUCUUACUCAACAGGCCUGCUAAGAAGAAUGCUAUUACCUGGCUGAUGUACAAUGAAAUUGUCCAGGCAUUGGACGAUGCUAGCAAGGAUGACUCUGUCACUGUUGCUGUUAUAACAGGUGCUGGUGAUUACUACUGUAGUGGGAACGAUCUCGGAAACUUCAUGAACAUCGAUCCCAAGGACAUGCCUAAGAUGGCUCGGGAUGGCAAGGAACUGCUCAGGCGAUUUGUCACUGCCUUUAUCGACUUCCCCAAGCCCCUGAUUGGUGCUGUGAAUGGUCCUGCAGUGGGCGUGUCGGUCACCGUCUUGGGUCUGUUUGAUGCCGUGUAUGCUACUGACAAGGCUACAUUCCAUACCCCAUUCACCGAGCUCGGACAGAGUGCAGAGGGCUGCUCUUCAUAUGUAUUCCCCAAGCUCAUGGGUAAUACCAAGGCUAAUGAGAUGCUGCUCUUCAACAAGAAGCUGACUGCACACGAGGCAUGUGAGAGAGGCCUGGUGACCGAGGUCCUUCCUCAUGACAGCUUCCAGAAGGAGGUGCAAACUAGGGUGGAGUAUGUCGCCCAGCUUCCACCACAGUCUGUCAGGGAGGGAAAGAAGCUAGUACGGGACCAGGAACGAGAGGACCUGCACAAGGCCAAUGAAAAGGAGUGCGAGGUGCUGGAAGGGAGAUGGCUGUCAGAGGAAUGCGUGCGGGCUAUCAUGAGCUUCUUCACCAAGAAAGCUCGCUUGUGAUGGAACAAAUUCAUCCCAUGUUGAUGUAUAAUGUAUUGAACUACUUAACUGUAAUUUGGACCCAAAUUUUCGAAUGAACAGCACCAGUCUUUGUCAUUCCUUGAACAGUUACAUUUUUGUAAACUAGUUCAAUAAUGACUUCUACCAAGUUGACACAGAUGAACUUUCAAGUUCAGAUGUAUAAUGUAGUUUGCAUAACUGUGUGAGAUUUAAAUGAUUGGUGGACAGCUAACAUUCUUUGGCAACAAUAAAGCUGCAUAGACUAUGUUCUUGUUGCUCUGUACAUUUGCUUCAUUUAAGAAAAUAAUAUAUCAUGCAGACUGAAUAAAACAUGUCUGGGUUGUUA
Messenger RNA from Branchiostoma floridae (Florida lancelet), 1727 nucleotides. Its product is annotated as enoyl-CoA delta isomerase 2-like. The record is from RefSeq and is a predicted model, not a curated record. Gene Ontology annotation, molecular function: fatty-acyl-CoA binding. The coding region runs from base 188 to 1381 and encodes 397 amino acids. The transcript is spliced from 11 exons. NCBI's taxonomy places the organism in Eukaryota, Metazoa, Chordata, Leptocardii, Amphioxiformes, Branchiostomatidae.